Messenger RNA from Hydra vulgaris (swiftwater hydra), 5567 nucleotides. Its product is annotated as sodium leak channel NALCN. NCBI's taxonomy places the organism in Eukaryota, Metazoa, Cnidaria, Hydrozoa, Anthoathecata, Hydridae. Gene Ontology annotation, biological process: positive regulation of synaptic transmission, cholinergic; positive regulation of synaptic transmission, GABAergic; transmembrane transport. Gene Ontology annotation, cellular component: plasma membrane. Gene Ontology annotation, molecular function: monoatomic cation channel activity. The record is from RefSeq and is a predicted model, not a curated record.
UUUUAUAUUUUGACGGAUUUUCAAAGGCCAUCAGGGAAUUCAGCUACAACUAUUUUUAUUUUAAACAUAUUUAGUUCGUUUGCUCAUUAAGCGAAUGUUUAUCACAAAAUGUUACGAGUUUGAAUUUCAUUUUGUUUUAAUUGUUAAGUAAUGCGCUAAGCAGAUGGAUUUUCAGAAUUGUUUUAAGAAAAAAGUCUCAUAAAUAAUUUAAGUAUAUUACAAUAUGCUUCAAAGUAACAGUAAAGACUUAUUUAGCCCUCCUCUUUCGAAUAAAAAUGUAUCGUCAGUUUCAUUAAAUGAAUUACAAAACAAGAGUGGUUAUGAAUUUUCUGAGAGUAAUUAUAAAAAUAAAUCUAGAUUGAGUGUUUAUGGAGAUAAUCUGAUUACUUUGCAUACACCAGAAAAAGUAGAAGCUGUUUUAAUGGGAGGAAAAUCUUCACAAGAAAGGUCGUCAUCUUUUACUGAGCAACAUGAAAUGCUUCAAAAUGUUGUUGGUAUAUUACAAGAAAACCUUACAGAUAAUACUGAAGAAAUAAAACAAGCUCAUAAUUAUGAUACUGGUGUGUACAAAAGGUUUAUUUGGAAGAAGCUAUGGUUUCAAAUUAUAAUUCGUGGUGCGUGUAUUAUCAGUGUUAUCUCUGUUUGUAUGAAUACUCCUCAAACAUUUAAUGCUGUUCCAUCGUUAAAAUAUUUGACUAUUAUUAUGGACUUCAUCGCUGGUAUAGCUUUAUCUUUUGAAAUAGUAUUAAAAAUAAUUGCCAAAGGAAUUAUUUUAUCAAAGAGCUCUUAUUUCCGCAGUCCUGGUAGAGUGUUUGAGUUUGUGAUGGUAGUUUGCAUUAUUAUAUCAGUUAUUCUACAGUUUUUGGAAAUCAAAAAAGUUUUUCCAAAUGUCGAAUUAGAUUAUAUUGUCAUUUCUUUUAUACGUGCUCCAAGACCUUUUUUAUUAUUUCGUGUUAUGAAAUCUUUGUUGAAUAUAAGUUUACCAAAAUCAGUGUCAUUGCGUUCUUUAAAGCAAAUUGGAAGUGUUCUACUUUUUACUGCUUAUUUUAUGUCUUUAGCAGCUGUAAUUGGAGUUCAAAUGUUUGGAAUAAUGAAGUAUUAUUGUGUUAAACUUUCAGCAGAUCCUAAUAAUAUUACAAAUAAUGAUUUUUUGAUUCCAGCAUCACGUUGCUCUAAAAACUACAGUUCUUCAUUCGAAUGUCCUGAAGGUUUUACUUGUAAACCUUUACAGUUUGAAAAAUUUCGUCAAGAUCGGAGAUAUUUUGAGCACAUAUUGACUGGACUUUUAACUGUAUACGAGGCAUCCUCAAUGGAAGGCUGGUCUUACAUGAUGUAUGAUGCAAUAAAUACUCGUCAUUUUGCAUUUGCUGUAGUCUAUAAUGUUGCGUUAAUUUUUUUUAUUGCAUGGCUUGUUAAAAAUGUGUUCAUAGCAAUUAUUACUGAAGCAUUUGCUGAUCUUCGUAUACAGGUUAGCAGACUAAAUAACAGCUCUAAAAAAAAAAAUACGGAUCAAAGAGUUUUGCAAAAGAUAGAUUCACAGAUGGAACUCAUUAGAAUAGAGCAGCUGUUUCCAAAAAACUAUGUGUCACAGUCGAUUCAUAAGUUUGUUAACACAUUGAAAUUUAAAUGUUUUAUUUAUUUUUGCAUUUUUAUAGAUGCAGUUAUUCAAGCUGUUAACUCAAAAUCACUUUCAGUUUCUCCAAUAGUUUUUACUAUUAUUUUUGAUAUAGAAUUAAUAUUAAAGAUUAUAGCGAUGGGUUUGAAGCGAUAUUAUAAUUCAUUCACCUGUCGUUUUGAGGGUGCUCUAUGUAUAGGUAGUACUGUUUUAAUAUUUCCUCUAAUGAAUGGAUAUAAAGGAUGUGCUUUGUUUCAGGUUAUGCGUGUGUUUAGAUUAGUUUUAAUAUCUAGUUCGCUAACUGUGUUUUUAAAUCGCAUACUUGGAAGUGGAAAAAAGCUUGGAAAUUUACUUUUGUUUACUCUUGCUGUUUUAGUCAUUGCUUCAGGUGUGACAAUGCAACUUUUUUGUGGCAUUGGUACAUCAAAUCAAAGUAAUAAUAAAGUUUUUUCAAUUUUAAGUCCAACUAGUUUUGGUGAUUUUCCAAACGCAACUGUUGCUAUGUUUCAAGUGUUUAUGUCUGAAAAUUGGAAUGGUGUAAUGAAUGAUCUUCUUUGGCAAGGCCAGAAAAAGUAUUCAUGGCUUGUCUUUAUAACGUUUAUUAGUUUUCAUCUUCUUGCUGCAACAAUACUUUUGAGUGUGUUUGUUGCAUUAAUUCUUGAUAAUCUUGAGCUUGAAGAAGGCGUUAAACUAUUGAAACAACAUAGACAAGGUGUUGAAGUUGCUGACACUCAAGAGGCACUACCAGCUAGAAUUCAGUUGUUUGAGAAGUUAAAACCUAGGCCAAAAUUAGUCAGCCUUGACAACAUGAAUGAGUGCAGCUUACCUAAGGUACGACAAAGCUUUGUUAACAAGUUUAUAACAUCUUUAAAUGAUAUUGAAGAUGCUAACAAUAUUAUAGCACACCUUUCUAAAAAGUCAUCUACUACUUCCAAAUCAUGUUUAAAUGAAUUUCGGCUAAGUUUUUUUGAAGACAAGCCAAAUGAGUUACACUAUCUGACACAGCUAAGAAAGCAAUCAACAAUAUCUGAAUUUAUAGCUGAAGUACAUAGUAAAAGGACUUCUUAUAAGGGGAGUGAAGUAGCAAAUGGCAAGUUGACAAAUUUAAAAGCUAUGAGGCAUAGUCCAAGGAUAAGUCCAUCUACUAAUCUUUUUUCACCCAGAGAGACUUCUUCUGGUUUUCGUCCGAUGCUUGGAAUUCGAUUGAGUAAUCAUAAAAUUUCAACUUUGACGCAAGAAAAUAAACGUAUUCAAACUAAGACUAAUAAAAAAAAAGACAUUGAUGUUGCAUUAAUGAGACAAAAGUUAGAAGAAGCCCAUUACAAAAAAGAGUCUCACAUUGAUUAUCUUCGUGAAAAUCACCCUACAUUUGACAAAUCAUUGUUUAUAUUUUCAUCCAAGCAUCCUCUUAGAAUGUUUAUUCAUAAAAUUGUACACGCUAGGUAUCGUGCUUUCAACACAGAUGAUAAAAGCAUUCAGGUUGGUGCAUUUAGUUUUGAUAGAUUAAAACGAUAUAUUGGAUCACAAACUUAUCUUGAUUGGCUUAUGUUAUUAUUUACUCAAAUUUCUUGUAUAGCUAUGGCAUUUGAGACUGUAAAUGUUAGAGUAUUUCACAAUUCUGAUUGCAAAGUAUUAUCAAUUAUUGAAUAUAUAUUUGUAAUAUCCACCUCAAUCGAGUUAACUCUAAAAAUUGUUGCUGAUGGUUUCUUGUUUACACCCAAUGCAUUUAUUCAAGAUGUUGGUGGAGUUUUGCAUGUAUUUAUUUAUAUUUUUAGUCUAAUUUACUUAGUAUGGCAACCAAAGAUAAUACCCCCAUUUUCAGCUGCUCAAUAUAUAUUGGUUUUACGAGCUUUACGUCCUUUAAGAAUAAUUACACUUGCUCCACCACUGCGAAAAGUAGUAUGGGUACUGCUCAGUGGUUAUAAAGACAUUUUUAAGGUUGCUAUUCUUCAAGGUGUUUUGAUGUUUGCCUUCGCUAGUUAUGGUGUCCAGGUUUUUGCUGAAAAAUUAAUGAAAUGUAAUGAUCCAGCUAUUCAAAAUAAAAAUGAAUGCGUUGGAUCAUUUUAUAAAACUGUUGCUUCUCCUCGCAAUUUACAAGGAUUAAAAGGUGAAAAAACAGAAAUAUUAGUCCCUAGAGUCUGGUCGAAUCCUCGCAAUUUCGACUUUGAUAAUUUAGGAAAGGCAUUUCUUGCUUUACUUGAAUUAUUAUCCUUAGAAGGUUGGACUGAUGUCAGAGAUACAAUUAAGGAUCAAACAGGAUGGGUAGGCAUUCUAUACCCACAUGCUUAUGUAGUUGCUGCUUGUCUUUUGGGACUAACACUAUUUAUUGGUGUUAUUGUCAGCAAUUUUAAUGAAACCAAAGGAACAGCGUUAUUGACUGUAGAGCAGAAGCGUUGGAAAGAUCUAAAAAAGAAACUUGAACUGGCACAACCACUUCACUUGCCACCUCGACCGAAGGAUAGCUUUAUUAGGGGAAAACUUUAUGACUUUUUUAAUUGUAAAUGGUAUAAUCGAUUUUAUGCAUUUAUUUUAUUAGUUAACGUGGGUACUCUGUUUCGUGGCCAAUGGGAGCCAAAUGAUCUUGAUUCUAUAUGGAAUUCUUCAUUAAUAUCAAUUGCAAUCAUUUGCUGCAUAAUAUUCUUUAUUGAUUUAGUUUUAAAGGUUGUUGCCUAUUCUUUUAAAGGAUAUUGGCUAAGCUGGAGAAAUCGAUUUGACUUAAUAUUAACUCUUAGUGGCAUUGUAUUUUCUGUUUGGAUAUUAUUGUCAUUUUCUCAAAGGAAUACACAUGAUGAGGCAAAGCAAUUUGGAGUUGUUAUUUUUAUUUUACGAUUUCUUUCUUUUUCUGGAAAGUCAAAUGAUUUGCGGAUGCUAAUGUUGACAGUUGUAAUGAGUUUGACAAAGUGCUUUUUUACUAUUGGAGUAAUGUUAAUGAUAAUGGCCUGCUAUGCUUUUGUUGGUGUUAUUCUUUUCGGCAACAUAAAACAUGGUUUGGCAUUAAAUAAUCAAGCAAAUUUCGAAACUAGCUAUAAUGCUAUGCUACUUUUAUUUCGUAUGACAACAGGUGAAGAUUGGAAUCGUGUGAUGCGUGAUGCCACUUUAUCUUGGCCUUAUUGUAAAUUGAAUGAUAAAGAAGAUUAUAAAUUUAGUAGUUGUGGUAACACAACAGCUGCGUAUUUUUUUUUUCAUUCUUUUUAUUUUAUAAUUAAUUACAUUUUUUUGAAUUUAUUUAUUGCUGUUGUCAUUGAAAAUUUUUCAAUCUUCUAUUCAACUGAUGAUGAUCCAAUUAUGUCUCAACAAGAUAUUCGAAAUUUCCAAGAAGCUUGGAAUGCAGAAGACAAAGGUAACAGCGGCUCAAUAAGUGUCCAAAGUGCCAGGAAAGUUAUUGAGUCACUGCGUAAAACUUUGAAAUUGGAAAAAUCAGCGCACCCACUGCUUUUUAAGUGCAUGUCUGCUGAAAUUGAAAAAAUAAGAAAUGGAAAAAAUGUUUUUUUUCAUGACCUUUUGUUUGUUGUUGCAUAUAAGAAAAUUGAUAUAACAAAAAACCUUCAGCUAGAAGAAAGAUUAGCACGUGCUGAAUUAGAUGAUGGUAUUAAGGAAGAGGUAGCUGCUGAAGUAAUAAGAGAAUGGAUAGUGCGCGUAAUUCAGCAAAACAAGACAAAAGUCAAAUCACAGCUUGAAAAGAAAAUUUCUGGAGGAUCUGGCGAGUCGGAAUUAACUGACGGCAGUUUAAAAAGCGAUUUUGAUGGUGCUUCUGUUAAUUCAUUCCCUAAUCAAACAAUGUUGAAUCAAAAUUAUGAGGUACAGUCUUCAUUUGAUGGAAUCAGGAAAAGAAAACAAGGAUUGAAUGAUGUAAAAGACGAACUAUAUACAUGGUGGAACUCUGCAAUUGAUGAAAAUGAAAGCCUUCUUGAAAAAAAGAAUGAAAUGAAAUAAAAAAUAAAGCUUAUUUUAA